Clonostachys rhizophaga is the source of this 1395-nucleotide messenger RNA. NCBI's taxonomy places the organism in Eukaryota, Fungi, Ascomycota, Sordariomycetes, Hypocreales, Bionectriaceae. The record is from the annotation of a GenBank genome assembly.
AUGGUUUCCGACAUUCCGAAGCACCAUCAGGGGGAUUUCACUCAUGCACCAACGUUAUACUUGACCAUGGAAAUUGUUUUCGAGAGUUCGAAUGCCAGAAGAAUGGCUUUAACAUUCCUAAACACGACAGAUGCCCCCAGACUUAGCUCAACGAACGCGAGAGAAGCUCGAGCCCACGUCACGAAGAUCAAUUUCAAACAGCGGCGACAAAGGCUCGCUAUCGAGAGACUGAAGAGACGCAAAGAAUCUACUACCGUGGCUCAAGAAAGAACUGGCUCUAUCGAAGAUGCAUGCGUGGCAGGGUUCAAAGAGCCCAGCAUUUCUCCACAAGUCUCUUGCCCCCCGGCAGACCCUGAUCAUUCGAUCCGAUUCUUGCUUCAUGAAUUCCGCCCACUGGUCUUCCCAGCACAAGCCGGGGCAGCCAGUUCCCCUUCUGAAUUUGAAUGGAUUACCUUGCUUCGCUCCGAGCCGGCUCUGGUAGAAGCUUGCAUGUAUGUUGCGCUCGAGCAUUGGCCUAGCGGACCCUGUUGGGAACAAAAGCGGCAGGCCGGUGUCCAUUUAUCCAAGGCUUUAAGCAUGGUCAACUCUCGUUUAAACAGUGGACAUGGCCUCACAGAUGGAGUGAUCGGGGCUGUAUUCGUCUUGACUUUCGGUGAACGUCUAGCGAAGAACGAAGCUACCUUGGAAAUACAUCUCAAUGGUUUAUCACAAAUGGUCAAUCAAAGAAGAGAACAGGGUCUAUACAAAAUUCCUUCUUGGUUCUUGGAUCUGCUACUCUAUGAUUCCAUUCAGGAAGUCAUCCCCUCGACGCCCGUCCGCAGAGAACGCAUUGUUGCAGCUCUACGAAAGAGAGAUGUUCGGACAUUAGGAGCCAUUUCUCACAUCUCGCACAAAAUACAUCAGAUUCGACAGAAUAUCGAAGACCUUGUUUCAUAUCCUUCUUCGCUUUCAUCAACCACCGGGGACAUUGAAGGCACUAUUUCCAGCGUCCAGGAAGAACUUAGACCUCUCUUCAACAGCAGCGUCGCUUACAUCGCCUCUGUAUCCAGAGCAAUUAGUUUAUUCUUACAACUGUCAUGGCCGUCAACCGGAUACGCGGAUCAUGUAUCUUGCGCAAAAGAUUUACAAAAUGCUUUAAGCGAACCGCGAGUAACACUCUGCGGGUCAACAAGCUUGACCGUCUGGCAAUACUUUGUCGGUGGGGUGGGCGCAGCUUCACGACCAAGUCUUAGAAGCUGGUACGUUGCGAGUUUAGCAAAUAUAUUUCGAGCCAUGCAUAUUCGAGAUUGGGAAGCCUGCUAUCAGGUUAUGGAAGGGGCAUUUGUUCCUGACUCGAUUUUGCUGAUGCAAUUCAAAGAUCUAUGGGAAGAAAUCCAACAAUUGAUAGCAUCAUAG